This is a messenger RNA of Cannabis sativa, 2399 nucleotides long. RefSeq names its product G-type lectin S-receptor-like serine/threonine-protein kinase At4g27290. Gene Ontology annotation, biological process: protein phosphorylation; recognition of pollen. The coding region runs from base 1 to 1779 and encodes 592 amino acids. Lineage: Eukaryota; Viridiplantae; Streptophyta; Magnoliopsida; Rosales; Cannabaceae. The record is from RefSeq and is a predicted model, not a curated record. Gene Ontology annotation, molecular function: ATP binding; protein kinase activity. The transcript has 5 exons.
AUGGAGUUGGUUUCUUUUCUGGUUACCUUAUUACUUGUUUUGAGUCUUUUUUCUGUGUCUACAACUACUUUUGCUGUGGUUCAUAAUGAUACAAUUAGACCAUUAGAUAUUCUCAGACAUAAUUACAGCAAUAAUUCUUUCUUGGUAUCCAAAGAAGGAAGGUUUGUACUGAAAUUCUUUACUUUAAGAAAUAAGGGAUUCCAAGGCUAUCUGGGAAUUUUGUGCAACGACAUUGAUUAUGUAGUUUGUGUUGCAAAUCCAUGUGGUUUCUUCAACCAUCUUUAUCUUGGAAUUUGGUAUAACAACAUAACAAGCUAUUCAGAUGUAGUUUGGGUUGCAAACCGAUGUGAAGCAAUCAUUGUAACAUCUGGUUUGUUGAGUAUAGACAACAGAGGAAAUCUUGUGCUUUUUUCAGAAGAAAAUAAUAGUAAGAGAGAAAUUGUUUGGUCUACAAACUCGUCCAAACAAGCCGCGAAACCAUUGGUUCAGCUUUUGGAUAAUGGUAACUUGGUUUUGAGAGAUGAGAAAGAUGAUAACACAACAAACUACUUAUGGGAAAGCUUUUAUUAUCCUACUGAUUCAUUGUUACCAGGAAUGAAAUUGGGAUGGGACUUGAGGAGAGGUCUCAAUAGGCGAUUAUCGUCGUGGAAGAGCUCUGAUGAUCCUUGUCAUGGAAAUUUCACUUAUGGGAUUGAGUUUGAUGAAGAACUCCAUACAUAUCCCCAACUAAUAGCUCGUAAUGGAACUGCAAUAUUUUAUCGUCAAGGGAUGUGGGAUAGCAUAAGUUCAAGCCAAAAUUCUGGCUAUGAAUUUGUUUACAAUGAUGAUGAAGUUUUUUACAUACAAAAUAAUAAGUCAAUGAUCUCAAGAAUUGUCAUGAGAGAUGAUGGAAGAAUUGAACACCAGGAUUGGAGAGAAAACUUUUACAGCUUAAUCUGCCCAGGAGACCAAUGUGAUUCCUAUGGAUUUUGUGGAGCUAAUUCACAAUGUAAUGUCACAACUGUAACACAGGAUUAUGGAAUAUGUUAUUGCUUAAAAGGGUUUAAGCAAAAGAAUCAAGAACAAUGGUCAGAAGGGUGUGAAAGAUUAUACAGUCCCGCGAGUUGCCAUGAUGAAGAGAAAGAAGAAUUUCGGGAAUAUUUAGGUAUGAGAGUGCCUGAUACUAAAAAUAGUUUGGUGAGUAAGAGUAACAAUGCAAGUGAAUGUGAGAGUAAAUGCUUGACCAAUUGCUCUUGUAUGGCUUAUAGCUUUACAUACUCUGAGUCCAAUGUCUUUGUAGCAGACACUGUUUGUGUCCUCUGGUUUGGAGAUCUGUUUGAUAUUAGACAACUUCCUUCUGGUGGUGGUGGAGGACACACACAUUUGAAAAUAGAAUCAAGAACUGAUCCUAAACGAGAGGAGAAGGUGAAAGUGAAGAGCCUAGUUAUGAUUAUAGGUAUCAUCAUUGGAUUAGGUGGUGGGAUUCUUUUGAUUGCCUUUUGCAUUUGCAGGAAGACACACAUUUUUGAGAGAAACGAAAACAAAGAUGAUGAAUUGGAGCUUCCAUUUUUCCAUCUACAUACAAUUAGUCUUGCCACUGAUAAUUUUUCAGAGGCUAAUAAGCUUGGAGAGGGUGGUUUUGGACCUGUAUACAAAGGUACAUUGGAAGGAGGUCAAGAAAUUGCUGUGAAAAGCCUAUCAAUGUGUUCUGGACAAGGAGCCAGUGAGUUCAAAAAUGAAAUUAAACUGAUUGCUAAGCUUCAACAUCGGAAUCUUGUCAAGAUAUUUGGUUAUUAUUAAGAGUUAGUCCCACAUUACUAAUGUGUGGAAAUAAAUUGUGAUAUAUAAGAUGAAUGGGCUACUCCUCCCAUUGCCAAUUGGUUUUGGGAUGGAAUCUCAUUCAUCUUAUCCUCAAAUUCUAACAUGGUAUCAGAGCCACUUGCGAUCUGUUGUGAGCCCAAAUUGCCACCGGUCCAAAAAGCCGUUUGUGAUCCGUUGUGAGCCAAAGUGCUGCCGGUCCAAACAGAUACUUCCGCUGUCUCCCCUAUAACCUCCAUUUGUGACCUUUCGGCCAAUGUGUGCCAAUUUCCAGUGUUGGGGUCUUUGACCUGUUUCAAAAUUCACAAAUUUCCCGACGUGUACACCCACAAAUUUCCUGAUAUUUGGCCUUGUGGGAUUCUUUCAAAUGUCACGUUCGGUCCUGUGGUCUCUUAAAGGUCGUUCGUUAUACCCACACUUUCCAGGCCCAAACGUGAGGAGGGUGUAUUAAGAGUUAGUCCCACAUUGCUAAUGUGUGGAAAUAAAUUGUGAUAUAUAAGAUGAAUGGGCUACUCCUCCCAUUGCCAAUUGGUUUUGGGAUGGAACCUCAUUCAUCUUAUCCUCAAAUUCUAACAGAUAUUACAUUCAUAAAGAAAAGAAAC